AUGCGGAAAAGUGAUGCAGUGGAAGAUUUUCUAGGCUCAUUUGGAAAGUGGCAGUUUAGGUCAACUCUUCUUAUUUAUUUAGUAAAAAUACCUUCAGCAUGGUUUAUGGCUUGUUUGAUUUUCACAGCUAAAAGCCCCAUGCCAGGCGAAAUUUUCUGUUCCCCGCCAAUUGGAAUUGAACUAAAUGACACAAACUUUUGGAUUAAUUCAAUUCAUAAAGAAAGCUUUAACAGAAUCGAGAAUGAAGAAUCUUACGAUUAUUGCUACGUUUAUCAAGAUGCUUACCUGAAUUAUUCUGUUCGUGAAGAUGAAGCGACAAGAGAGUCAAUUCCUUGUGUGAAGUUUCAACACCAAACAGUUUAUGCUUCAAUCAUCAAUCAAUAUGAACUUUUAUGUUCGCGUGAAGCUUUAGUAGCACUCUCACAAUCAUUUCAUUUGUUGGGUGUUCUAAUCGGUGGCAUAAUUGCUUUCUACAUGUUAAAGAAAUGCAGCCCACGUGAAACGAUGCUAGUAGGAAUGAUUUCACAAAUUCCACUCGGUCUUGCUACAGGUUACGCUCCUAAUUACAUUCUUCAUUUGAUCUUCCGAUGCAGUGUAGCAGCGACAUGUUCUUUAAUGUGCAUUGGAAUUAUGAUUGUUUCAGACAUAACUGCUGGAAAAUAUCGAAUAAUUUCGAUUUGCCUUUUCGAGCAGUUUUGGUCGAUUGGAGUUAUCCUUUUACCUGCUGUUAGUAGCUGGUGGAAAAGUUGGACAACUGUUUACAUAGCAAUAUCAAUUCCCACAUUUUCAUUGAUUAUUCUUUAUUAUUGGAUUCCUGAUUCACCACGAUGGCUUUUGAAACAUAAUCGUGUUGCCGAUGCAAAGAAAGUUCUUUUAGAUGCUGCAAAUUUCAAUGGGAAAACUGAUUACAAUGAAGAUGAAUUGGAUAAAGAGUUGAGUUUGUUGGCUGAAGAGAUGCAAAAACAUCCUUCAGAACCAACGUUGCUGUCAAUUUGGAAAGGAACUUUAACAUUUAAAAUUCGUCUAUUUGCUGCACACAUCGGAUGGUCGAUUUACUUGAUGACUUACUUCGCUUUGCUUUUACAUGUGAGAGCGAUGGGCAGGAAAUAUUUAGAAAUUAACACAAUCAUUGCUGGUACAAGUGAAAUCAUUGGAACAUUUAUUGGAUUAAUUUUGAUUCUUCACACAACACAAAAAUGGCUUUGGACGAGUCUCCUGAAUAUUCUUGCAUCAAUUAUUUCAAUCUCAGCUAUUUUUGUACCAGACACAAUUGCACCAACUGAGAGAAUGAUGAUCUACAUGGCAACUGCAAUGACAGCUAAAAUGACUGUUUCAACAAGUCUGUCAAUAUUUAUAACGUCAAUGAGUGAAAUUGUUCCCAAGGAAAAGCGGAAAACUUGCAACUAUUCUGGUGUGACAUGCUCAAGAACGUUGGUGAUGAUUGCACCGUUUAUUGGAUUCUUCGUCAUUUAUGGACAAUUAGUGCCACAAGUUAUAACAUCAGUAAUGAACAUCUUUGCAUCUUUAUUGGUUGCUAUUUGCAUUCAAACAUCACGCACACUUCCUCAUAAAACUAAAAUAUAUUUUGUAGAUCAAGAUCCUGAUGAUGAUGACAUUUUGUCAUCGAAACUAGCAGAUGGAAUAAAAUCAAAGAAUAAAUAUCUUCUUAUAGUCUGA
Messenger RNA from Clunio marinus, 1677 nucleotides. Lineage: Eukaryota; Metazoa; Arthropoda; Insecta; Diptera; Chironomidae. The record is from the annotation of a GenBank genome assembly.